AUGGCGAUCUCACCAAAUCAACAAAACUUGGCUCUUACAAAGGUGCCCACCUUCAAUAGGCCAGAAGCCGGGGCACAAACCGACAAUGCCCGGCCCACCCCGAGGCAGCGCUGGGCCGAUAUCGCCAAACCCGUCCCCCCGCUGCCGCUCGAUACCCCCUUCAUCCAGGGCGCCAUCGCGGGUAUCGACCUCCAAAAGAAGCAGGCCAGCCUAGCGAACACCAUGCGGCAGCACGGGGACCUGCACAAGCAGUACGGACUCUACGGGAACAACAUCCUCGUCGUGCUCACGAGCCAGAACAAGCGCGAGUGCGACCUCCUUUUCAACGCCGCCCGCGCCCGCAAGCCCAACGGGGCCACCCUAAUCCGCAUCGACCACCCGGGGUGGUCCGGAGUCGGCAACCAGGCGUACGAGGGUGCAGGCGCCAUCGGCGCGCACAACAAGGUGCUCACCGCUCUCGGGAACCUGCUCGUGAUGCCCCAGCACGUAAAGUUCCUCAAGGACAACAAGAUCGGGUCCAGCGUCGUCGGUGCGGUGGAGGAUUUUAUCGUGCGGGCCCGCGGCGCCGGGGUCGACCCGGCCACGAAGGAGCUCGUGACGAACUGCCCCGUCGACUGGGGUUUUGUCGUCUUCUGCCGAGUGCGGCUGGCUGCGGACCCGGCGUUUAGGUGGUCCACGGCCGUGACGCAGGGUGCGCCCGUGCCAAUGAACCACUGCAUCACGGCCGGCAGGGCUGGAUACGAGGACGAGAAGAAGACGUUUUGCAAAGUCACCAUCGGGAAGGUGAUUGGCGAGACUGGCCCGGAGAAUGAGAAGAGCUGGGAUGAGGCGGACUGGCAGGCUGGCUUGAUUGGCAAGUCGUGGUACGCUAUGCUAGGGGAUGCUCUGAACAAGGUCCGCAUUCCUUGGCCAUGA
Molecule: messenger RNA, 915 nt
Organism: Chaetomium globosum CBS 148.51
Lineage: Eukaryota; Fungi; Ascomycota; Sordariomycetes; Sordariales; Chaetomiaceae
Exons: 3
Coding region: 1-915 (304 amino acids)
Source: RefSeq, a predicted model, not a curated record